GUAGAUGAACCUCGUGGAUCAUUCGAUAUUGUACUGAAGACCGGCCAUCAGCUCAAGAACUGUUUAUCUCUAACAGACUUUUAAACAUGGAGAAUGUUUUAACUUUUAAUAACUAUGAUAGUAAAUACUGGGAUGAAAAGGAAAUUGGUGAAAUCACGACUUUGGACGACAUGAUUCGUAAACUUUACGACGUUUUUGCUGAAGACACUGUGAAUGUCGAAUAUGUCAAAGCUGUUCUUGCAUCAUAUAAAAGUAAUCCUAAAGAUUGGAAAAAAUACGCAAAGUUUGAUCAACACAGAUAUACAAGAAAUCUUAUUGAUGGAGGUAAUGGAAAAUUUAACCUAAUUGCCCUAUGCUGGGGAGAAGGUCAUGGUUCGUCCAUUCACGAUCAUAGAUUAAUGAGCAUUCACGAACAACAACGAAAUUCUAUAACAAUUAUGACUUGUGAAUAUUAUGCACACGAAAGUGAUGCACACUGUUUUGUUAAAAUAUUGGAUGGAUGUUUAAAAGAAACCAUGUACAAUUGGCCAGAGAAGGAAGGUGAACCAAUGGUUGAAAGAAGCUCUGUUACUUAUGAAAAAGAUGGUGUUACUUACAUAAAUGAUUCUAUGGGCCUACAUCGAAUGGAAAAUCCAUCUCACUCCGAUACAUGUGUUUCAUUACAUUUGUACAUUCCAGCUUUUGAAAUGUGCAAAACUUUUGACCAGAGAAGCGGAAGACAAAACAAAGUAAAAGUAACGUUUUGGAGUAAAUACGGACAGAGGACCAAAUUUAGCGAACAGGGAUGCGAAAGUAACGGAUCACAAUUGGCUUGUUAUCACCAAGCUGAAAAUAAUUGA
This is a messenger RNA of Dimorphilus gyrociliatus, 839 nucleotides long. NCBI's taxonomy places the organism in Eukaryota, Metazoa, Annelida, Polychaeta, Dinophilidae. The record is from the annotation of a GenBank genome assembly.